UAAAUGAGAGGAGAGAGAGAGAGAGAGAGAGAGAGAGAAAGCAGAGACACGGGAAGUAAAUGAGUAUUAGAAAGGAAUCAAGGGAGAGCAUGUGUCUAUGUCAGUGUGAGAGAGAGAAUUGAGGAGAGGUAAUGAGACGGAGAGAGAGAGAGAAAGAGAGAUGUGUGUGAUAAAGGGUAUGGGUGGUGUGAUAACAGUGAGCGGACUCGUGUGUGUGUGUGUGUGUGUGUGUGUGUGUGUGUGAUGGGGGUUACUGUGUGUGUGUCAGCGAGCUCUGCUGCAGUAGAGGGAAGUGAGGGGCGCUGCAGUUUGCUCUGAUGGAAGAGUCAUUGGGGGAUGUUACCUCACCACUGAGACAUUAAGUCCACCACUCUUUUUGGAUGGGUGGGCUCACACUGGAAGGAUAGAACCAUUUCCUGGAACACUGAGUGCCUAGCUGGGGAUCAUGAAGUGGAACCUCUUCAAGAAGAAACCAGAAGCCAUGGUGGGUCCUGAGCCCACAGGUUUGGGAACAAACCCACCCAGCACCAUGACCAUGGCCCCUGGCCCUGCUCUAUCCACUGCAGCAGAUAACUCCACAAAGUCUGGAGGCUCUUCCGUGGAUGAGCUAUUUGAGACGAUCAGGAACAAAUUCCUUAAUGAGAUCGAGACAAUCCCAUUGCCUCCCUGGGCACUGAUUGCAAUCGCCGUAGUGGCGGCUCUUCUCAUCGUCACCUGCUGCUUUUGCAUCAUCAAGAAGUGCUGCUGCAAGAAAAAGAAGAACAAGAAAGGAAAGAAGGGCAAGGAUGGCUUCAACAUGAAGAAUAUGCAGGGUGGAGAUAAACAACAGGAUGAUGACGAUGAAGACGGAGAAACAGGUUUAACUGAGGAAGAGAAGGAAGAAGAGGAAAAAGAGCAGGAGAAACUGGGCAAGCUGCAGUAUUCUUUGGAUUACGACUUCCAGGAUAACAAGUUGACAGUGGGGAUCUUGCAAUGUGCUGACCUGAUUUCCAUGGACUCUGGAGGAACCUCAGACCCUUACGUUAAAGUGUUUCUCCUGCCUGACAAAAAGAAAAAGUUUGACACCAAGGUGCACAAAAAGACGCUGAAUCCUGUGUUCAACGAGACGUUUGUUUUCAAGGUCCCCUACCAGGAGCUGGGCGGAAAGACUCUGGUUAUGUCUGUUUAUGACUACGAUCGCUUCUCCAAGCACGACAUCAUUGGUGAAGUCAAGCUGCCUAUGAACACAGUGGACUUGGGACAGCCAAUUGAGGAAUGGAGAGACCUGGAAAGUGCCGAGAAGGAAGAGCCAGAGAAGCUUGGUGAUAUCUGCAUUUCACUGCGGUACGUCCCUACUGCUGGUAAGCUGACUGUCUGCAUUCUGGAGGCCAAAAACCUGAAGAAAAUGGAUGUGGGUGGACUAUCUGAUCCAUAUGUGAAGAUCCAACUGCUACAGAAUGGUAAGCGUCUAAAGAAGAAAAAGACCACAGUGAAGAAGAAUACACUGAACCCAUACUACAAUGAGUCCUUCAGCUUUGAGAUCCCACUGGAACAGAUGCAGAAAAUCCUUGUGGUGGUCACUGUCUUUGACUAUGACAAGAUUGGUAAGAACGAUGCCAUCGGAAAGAUCUUUAUCGGCAGCAAGGCCUCGGGCACAGAGCUGAAGCACUGGUCCGACAUGCUGGCCAACCCACGCCGCCCCAUCGCUCAGUGGCACACCCUGAAGGAGGAAGAGGACAUAGACGGCGCACUGGCUGCCCUCCAUGCCAAGAAGUAACUCCACCUCUCUACAAAGUCUACUAAUCAACUAACCUCCCUCCUCAACCUAUCCAACCCAGCCACCAAUGCAUGAAAGCGACCAACCACUGCCCAUGCCUACUCCAAAUAAUGUUCAGAAUAACGUACUUGAAAAGGUCAACAUUGCUGAAUGUGAAAACUUCAUGUCUCCCUAAAAAGCAGUUCAUCCUGUAGUGUUUACUGAGUGGAAGCAGCGUGGUUGAAGACGACAUGUUUUGAUGUCCCAAAGCGUUUUUUUUUUUCAAAAUAUCACCCCAUGCUCCUGCAACAGAGGGAUAUUUGCACAUGGAAUCAUAUAGCUUACAUGAAACAGACAUAUUUAUCUUCUCUGGUCAGUUACCAUCAAAAUUAUUUGAUUUAAUCAAAUGAUAUCACUGCAUGUAUAUAAGAGCGAUACAAAUAAAAUCACACUACCUGAUAAAAUAUAUUAAAAUAGUACAGGAAUAAAAUAUAUGAACUAUAUCAUGAUAUAUGUUUUUCACUUUGUAUGUAUCAACAAUUAUUAUAAGUUAAUAAUUGAUAACUGUAAUUGAUGGCUAUCCAAGAUUGUCACAUUUAGUGACAUGAAUUAAAAAUUUAAAGUAUUUUACCGGCACUGAGAUUUAAAGCAAAAUUUAGAAACCACAUAAUUUAGCCAUACACUGGUAUACAUUACCAGGACAUUGCUUAUGAACAGUAAAUCAAGUCAAUGUUAAGUAUUUACUUUAAAAAACAUUUGAAAGAUAUGUAAAUCUUAAAGGCUGCUAGAUGUGAUUUUAGCUUUUAGAAAUUUAAAGGUGACUGUGCUACUAACAUGACAUAAGAGUCAGGGCUGCAGGGUUUUUGGAGCGAUUUAUAGCUCUUUUGUUACCAAAAAAAUAAAAAAAGUCCUACAGUACCUUUUGAAAAAUAGUGUAAUAAGAUGAAAAUAAAUUUACUCUAAUACACCAUAUCUAAACCCUUAAAUCUGAUCUCAGUGCUGCAGAUGUGUAUUUCUGUAGGGUUUUAAAGAAAAAGAGAUUAUCCUGGCGGUAUUGCCUUAGUAAAUACGGACUCAAUUCAUCCAUCUUAACAUAUCAUUUAAACUGACCGAGAAUGCUUUGUGAGAACAAACCACCCGCCACCGAUUAAUAUGGCUGUUAAUUCACAGAAGCUUCGAACCCAUUUUCCAUCAUCUUGUAUAAUGUAUUAUAUACAUUUGAAGCCUCUGGUUAGUUCACUGCCUCGUUUGUUUGAAAGAAGGUUUGCCUACAACCACAAACAAACCCAUUAAACACCAUUUAAUCAGAAGACAUUUGAAAUGCCAAAGUAAUAACGCAGGUUUAAUGGGAAGGGACGCAGUUCACUGGAGAUGCGACACGCGCUGUCUCAUCUCCGUUCUUUUACGUUAGAAGGGACAAGACGAGACGAUAGGGCAUACUUAGUUCGGUCCGUUAAUGGGCACUUCUUUCCCUCUGCUCUCCUCUAAUUGUGCUGUACAUAUGCAUUGAUAAACUUUGUUAAUACAGCAUGUGUCUGUACCUUGAUGUACAUAGAAGCAUGUUUUGAAGAUAGAGCAUAUAUUGUGUAUGUGUGGCAUUUGUCAUUUUGAUAAUAAAACGUAGAGGAAAAAUACAAUGACUGCACACUUUAUUAAAUUCCCCGAAGCGGGUAUAGGAAUAAAUGUAAAUCUUUAGCUGAAGAUUUUAAAGCCUUUCAGGUUCCUUUAUUAUCCUUGUGAUCUGAGGAGCGCUAUGUGACAAUUUUGGUAUUUUUUUAUCAAAUGUGCCAUAUUACUGUGGUUGAGUUUGUGAUUUCUUUGUUUAUUUAUGAGCUUUUCAUGCUUUUAUUUCUUUCUUUUUUGCACAUUUUAUGUCCAGUGGAUGUUUCUUUGUCAAAUUAUUUUGUAUUUGUUCAGUCUUGCUGAUAAGUUAUGUUAUGUUUGGUUUAUGAAUGUAAUAUUCCGUUGUUGUUGUUGUUGUUGUUGUUGUUGUUUUCCAGUCAAAGAAAUCUGUGUGUAUUUACAAUAAGGAAAGCUAAGUCAGAAGCCAUAUAUGUGUGGUCCCUUUUCCACAAAACCUUAUAAUAAAUAGAAGAAGAACAUGUACCUCAGUGACGAAAAAGAAAAAAAAAUCACACUCUUUGUACAUCCCUUUUAUUCAAAAGAUGUGAAAGGAAAUCUAAGUUUUAGAAAAGUAGCUGUCUGUUGAAAGGCAGUGCAAUGCUUUAUUUCUUUUAAUGAACAGAUCAGAAGAAGGCAGGACUCAAAUCAUGCUAGAGCCAGUUCACGCACACACAUUUGUUAGUCAUAGAGUAUUUGUAUGUUAGUGGUAGCUAUCUCUACAUCAGUGAUCAGUGUAAUCCAAAAACUAAUUGAUUUAGUGUUUCACAUUAAUCAGUACACAAAUGCUUGCAAAAGAUAUGAUGAGUAGAACAAGUCCAGUUCUAGUGAUCCACAUGUAACAGUGGCAUGAUUUUAUUAUGCAAUGUGUGUCUAUGUUAGUGUAUGCCUGCGUGUGAGUGUGUGUGUCAAAUGUAUUUACAUUAAUCAAUCAAGGUUUGAAUUUUUGCCAGAUGGCUAGAACUCAUUUAUGAGUGUCUUAUAAUUGAUGAGAAAAAUAUAUAUAUAUCUAUAUUAUAGAUUAUUAAAACAAAAAUGUUGUUGUAAAAGCCUGUAAUUUAAUGUGAUGUGUGAUCCUUUUUUGUUUAGUUUAGUUUUUGUUUUCUCUUUCCUGACAUCCAAUUUUUUUUAUUUUUGAAAGAUCCUGUGCAUUAAUUUAUGUAGGAGUUACACUGGGCCUUUUUAAAAGUUUAAAAUGGUGACAGUGAAAUGUCUGUCAUUGGGAGGAGCUGUGACUAGCCUACUGUAAACGAGCAUUUUCUUUUCAUUUUAACCUGUGUGUAUGGAAGCAGUACGAAAACCCCAACAGGCCCUGUCUUUGGUACAGUGCUUACAUCAUGAAACGUCUAGCAAUGGAUCUAUUCCCCCACCCCAUCUUAAAUGUCUUCUUUUCUAAAUUUCCAUCAAAGAUGUAUUUUUGUCUCUGGAACAUUUGCUUUAAAGUGAUGUGAGCUUUUUCAGUCAUGUCCAGCUGCCAUGGACUUCUGUGCUGCUGCUUAGGACGUUGCAAUAGGACCAAUGAAAAAAAAAAAUCUUUAUGUUUUUUUUUUUGUGUGUGUGUGACACCAUGAUUGAAAAGCUACAGGGGAUCAUUAAACCCCUGCCAAGCAGACAACAAAAUCCCAGUCUUCCCUGGGACACUGGAUGCCAGAUGACUGGCCCCUUGCCCAUGCUAAGACAUUUAAUUUCACCACCUGUCCAGGCCAAUAUUAAUGGCAGUCACUUACACCUAUGCCAUAAUGUCAACACAUGCUUACUAACAUGAUCUAACAUACUCGUUCUCUGUAUUCAUUUCAUGGUGAAACCAUGUAAAAACGUUUCCAAAGACCUGCUCGUCCAUUGUGUCUCGUGUAGAGGUACCUGUGUCAGUGAUUCCUUUUGUGGAUGCUUUGGCAUGCUUUUAUCUCUUACAGAGCAAAACCAUUUACCAUCAGAAGAUAAACCUUUACUACACCUGUAGGUUAUUGUUAUUCUGUAAACCAAUAAUGUUCGUACUUGAAGAGAUACCAGCCACUAAAAAAAAAGGUCUACAUGCACAUUCAUCCAUUGGUUAUCGACUAGCUAAUCAUACGAAAUAAAGUCUUUUAAAUAUC
Clarias gariepinus (North African catfish) is the source of this 5448-nucleotide messenger RNA. RefSeq names its product synaptotagmin-2 (gene syt2b). The transcript has 9 exons. Lineage: Eukaryota; Metazoa; Chordata; Actinopteri; Siluriformes; Clariidae. The coding region runs from base 446 to 1756 and encodes 436 amino acids. The record is from RefSeq and is a predicted model, not a curated record. Gene Ontology annotation, molecular function: phosphatidylserine binding; calcium ion binding; clathrin binding. Gene Ontology annotation, biological process: cellular response to calcium ion; synaptic vesicle endocytosis; regulation of calcium ion-dependent exocytosis. Gene Ontology annotation, cellular component: dense core granule; synaptic vesicle membrane; axon.